Sardina pilchardus (European sardine) is the source of this 3906-nucleotide messenger RNA. It is a transcript of the gene cse1l, whose product is annotated as CSE1 chromosome segregation 1-like (yeast). Gene Ontology annotation, molecular function: small GTPase binding; nuclear export signal receptor activity. The transcript is spliced from 25 exons. The coding region runs from base 124 to 3039 and encodes 971 amino acids. Gene Ontology annotation, cellular component: nuclear envelope; cytosol. The record is from RefSeq and is a predicted model, not a curated record. NCBI's taxonomy places the organism in Eukaryota, Metazoa, Chordata, Actinopteri, Clupeiformes, Clupeidae. Gene Ontology annotation, biological process: protein export from nucleus; protein import into nucleus.
AGUCAGUUUUGCGCAUGCUUCAAGUCGUGACCGCGUAGUUGUUUGAGACAUUUGAAAGCUGAGCAAACUCCUGCGCUGUCAUUGCUAGCCGGUUAGGCCACUGGAUUUAAAAACGGGGGCACCAUGGAUCUGAACGACGCGAAUCUCAACUCCCUAACCGAUUUUAUGAGGAAGACGUUGGAUCCUGAUCCUGCAGUCAGACGACCAGCUGAGAAGUUCCUUGAAUCUGUGGAAGGAAGCCAGAACUAUCCCAUUCUGCUCCUCACAUUACUAGAGAAGUCUCAAGACAAUGUGAUUCGCGUGUGUGCAGCAGUCACCUUUAAAAACUACAUUAAGAGGAACUGGCGUAUAAUUGAAGAUGAACCCAACAAAAUUUCUGAUGUUGACAGGACAGCCAUUAAGGCAAACAUUGUAAAUUUGAUGCUCAGUAGUCCUGAACAGAUUCAAAAACAGUUGAGCGAUGCAAUCAGCAUCAUUGGCCGAGAGGACUUCCCUCAGAAAUGGCCAGACCUGCUGACCGAGAUGGUGACCCGCUUUCAGAGCGGAGACUUCCACAUCAUCAACGGUAUUCUCCGAACUGCACACUCACUCUUCAAAAGAUAUCGUCAUGAGUUCAAGUCCAAUGAGCUGUGGAGUGAGAUCAAGCUGGUACUGGAUACAUUCGCACAGCCCUUGACGGAGCUCUUCAAGGCCACAAUUGAGCUUUGCCAGACCCACGCCACAGAUGUCAAUGCCCUGAAGGUCCUCUUUUCUUCCCUAACACUGAUCUCCAAACUCUUUUACAGUCUUAAUUUUCAGGAUCUACCCGAGUUCUUUGAGGACAACAUGGAGACCUGGAUGUCAAAUUUCCAUAACCUGCUGACUUUGGAUAAUAAGCUUCUCCAGACCGAUGAUGAAGAAGAAGCUGGCCUACUGGAGCUGCUCAAGUCUCAGAUCUGUGACAACGCGGCGCUCUACGCUCAGAAAUACGACGAGGAAUUCCAGCCCUACCUACCUCGCUUUGUCACAGCCAUCUGGAACCUUCUAGUUACCACGGGCCAGGAGGUCAAGUAUGACUUGCUGGUGAGCAAUGCCAUCCAGUUCCUGGCAUCGGUCUGUGAGCGGCCACACUACAAGCAUCUGUUUGAGGACCAGAACACGCUCACCAGCAUUUGUGAGAAGGUCAUCCUCCCCAACAUGGAGUUCAGAAGUGCAGAUGAAGAGGCUUUUGAAGAUAACUCCGAGGAGUACAUCAGAAGAGACCUGGAAGGCUCUGAUAUUGACACGCGGCGAAGGGCGGCCUGUGAUUUGGUGCGAGGCCUCUGCAAGUUCUUUGAGGCGCCUGUGACGGCCAUCUUCUCGGGCUACGUGAACUCCAUGCUGGCAGAGCACGCCAAGAACCCAGGAGCCAACUGGAAGCACAAGGACGCUGCCAUCUACUUGGUCACGUCGCUCGCCUCCAAAGCCCAGACACAGAAGCAUGGAAUUACACAGGCCAACGAGUUGGUGAACCUGACAGAGUUCUUCGUCAACCACAUUCUUCCAGAUCUGAAGUCUCAAAAUGUGAACGAGUUUCCAGUAUUAAAAGCUGAUGCCAUCAAGUAUGUCAUGAUCUUCAGGAGUCAGCUCCCCAAGGAGCAGCUCCUGCAGGCCAUCCCUCUGCUGGUGGCCCACCUGCAGGCCGAGAGCAUCGUGGAGCACACCUACGCCGCUCACGCUCUCGAGAGACUCUUCACCAUGAGGGGGCCCAACAGCUCCACACUCAUCACUCCAGCAGAGAUGGCUCCCUUCACGGAACAGCUGCUCAAUCAUCUGUUCAAGGCCCUCGCCAUUCCUGGCUCAUCAGAGAACGAGUACAUCAUGAAGGCCAUCAUGCGCAGUUUCUCCCUCUUACAGGAAGCUAUUGUGCCCUACGUCCCCACUCUGAUUGGACAGCUUACGCAUAAGCUCCUCCUUGUCAGCAAGAACCCCAGCAAGCCCCACUUCAACCACUACCUGUUUGAGUCCCUGUGCCUGUCCAUCAGGAUCACCUGCAAGGCCAACCCUACCACGGUGGGCAGCUUUGAGGAGGCCCUCUUCCCCGUCUUCACCGAGAUCCUGCAGAAUGAUGUGCAAGAGUUUGUGCCAUACGUGUUCCAGGUGAUGUCUCUGCUGCUGGAGAUCCACUCCAACUCCAUCCCCUCGUCCUACAUGGCCUUGUUCCCCCACCUGCUGCAGCCCGCGCUGUGGGAGCGCACCGGCAACAUCCCCCCUCUGGUGCGCCUGCUCCAGGCCUACCUGCAGAAGGGAGGCGCCACCAUCGCCAGCAGUGCCGCCGACAAGAUCCCCGGGCUGCUGGGGGUGUUCCAGAAGCUGAUUGCUUCCAAGGCCAACGACCACCAAGGCUUCUACCUGCUCAACAGCAUCAUCGAGCACAUGCCACCAGACUCCAUCAUGCAGUACAGGAAGCAGAUCUUCAUCCUUCUGUUCCAGAGGCUGCAGAGCUCCAAAACCACCAAGUUCAUCAAGAGCUUUUUGGUGUUCAUCAACCUGUACGCUGUCAAGUAUGGAGCCAUUGCGUUGCAGGAGAUAUUUGAUAGCAUCCAGCCAAAGAUGUUCGGCAUGGUCCUGGAGAAGAUAGUCGUUCCGGAGGUGCAGAAAGUCUCCGGCCCGGUGGAGAAAAAGAUCUGCGCGGUGGGCAUCACGAAGGUCCUGACGGAAUGCCCUGCCAUGAUGGACACAGAGUACACCAAGCUCUGGACGCCUCUGCUGCAGGCCCUGAUUGGUCUGUUUGAGUUACCGGAGGACGACAGCGUCCCUGACGACGAGCACUUCAUCGACAUCGAGGACACGCCCGGCUACCAGACUGCUUUCUCGCAGCUGGCCUUCGCCGGGAAGAAGGAGCACGACCCCAUCGGCGAGGCCGUCAGCAACCCCAAGAUUCUGCUGGCUCAGUCCCUGCACAAGCUGUCCACCGCCUGCCCAGGACGGGUUCCGUCCAUGCUGAGCUCGAACCUGAAUGCGGAGGCGCUCCAGUACCUGCAGGGCUACCUACAGGCUGCCACCGUACAGCUGGUGUGAGGAGCCCGAUGGCUUGGCCCUUCUCUGCCCGCAGAAGGGCACGGGUGUGAGGGGAGCAGCUAGAGGGUGUGGAAGGCUUGUCCCCGGCAGAUCGACUUCCUGGAACCAGACAGACAGACGGACGGACCUGAACUGAACUGGACUGGACUUAACCCCAACUGGACACUUUGCUCUGACUUUUUGACAUUUCACUGAAUGGAGACAUUGGGAAGCUGACUCUAUCACAGCCCUUUUGAUGGCCCAGGGAAUUUUAAGCGCUUUUAGAGAAAAACAAAAACAAAAGGGCAAUGAACAUAAGAGGACCACUAAUGAUGAUCGGGAGUUACAGCCUUACAUCAGUGGUGUGCUUUUCUUUUCUUUUCUUUUUUUCUGCUUUUCUUUUCUUGUCUUUGGGCCAAUCAGCUUGCUGCUCUGCUCCGACAGUUGGAACUAGGACCACAUCAGUUACACGGAACGCUGUUAUAACGUGUGUUCAUCUGAUUUGUCUAGCUGCUGGCUUUCACUUCAGUUGUUCUGUAUUACAUCAUUCAUUAGGAAAAAAGGAAUCUCCAUCCCCUUAAAAAAAAAAAAAAAAACAGACUUGCUAAUGACGAUUUCACCGACUCCGCUUUGCUGUGGCCGUGAAUUGUGAUGAAAUUUGAUGUCUUUACAAUCAUUGGGGAGCAUUUGUUUUUCCUUUACUGUAGGUUUUACUGAACAGGAGAGAACUUGUACAUUGGAUACCCAAAAACGAAGCCCUUGUUUGUUUGCUCUUACCUUUUUGUCGCAUGUUUUGUUUCGUCCCAUUUAUUUUUGUUUCAAUGUCCGCUCUUAGUUUUCAUGGCUUUGUUUCUAAAAAUGGUAAUAAAGAGAAGCACUUGUGUAAUA